AUGAAAUCUGUAUUUUGGAACCAUUACUGCAUUGGGAGAUAUUGCUGGGAUUCCCUUUUUCUGUUAAUUCCCAAAGGCUUAUUUUGUGCAGUACACGGUGUAGCGGAAAAGGCACGGUUCUGGACUUACCUAGAUCUUGAGCCAAGCAGCGUCACACGUAGUUUUGUAAAAUUGGGCAAGUGAUUAAAUCCAUUUCAUCCUAAGUUUUCUCCUCUUUAAGUUAGAAUUCCUGCCCGUGAGUGGCUGUGAGGUAUAAAGGAGAUAACAUACGCUUCACGAUCUAAGCAAGUGCCUUGAUAUCUAAGCAAGUGCUUCACAAAUGUUGUUUUUCACUUCUGCUUAUCUCUGGCUCAUAUUCUCCUUUAUAAUUCAUGUGCUAUAUGCUUUGCCAGAUGACCCACAUAUUAGUCAACACUCCCAAAUCAUCUACCGUAUGUUCAGAACUGUAUGAUGUGUAUUGUCCACCACCAUCACCACGACCGUCACCACCAUCACCACCAACAUCACCACCAACAUCACCACCAUCACUGCCACCACCACCGCCACCACCAUCACCACCACCGCCACCACCACCACCAUCACCGCCACCACCACCAUCACCACCACCAACAUCACCAACAUCACCACCACCAUCACUGCCACCACCACCAUCACCAUCACCACCACCACCAUCACCACCACCGCCACCAUCACCACCACCGCCACCAUCACCACCACCGCCACCAUCACCGACACCACCACCAUCACCAACACCACCACCAUCACCACCAUCACCACCGCCAUCACCGCCAGCACCACCAUCACCACCACCACCACCACCAUCACCACCACCAUCACCGCCACCACCACCAUCACCACCACCAUCACCACCACCAUCACCGCCACCACCACCAUCACCACCACCACCACCACCAUCACCACCACCACCACCGCCACCACCACCAUCACCACCACCAUCACCGCCACCACCACCAUCACCACCACCACCACCACCAUCACCACCACCACCACCACCACCAUCACCGCCACCAUCACCAUCACUGCCACCAUCACCAUCACCACCAUCACCGCCACCAUCACCACCAACAUCACCACCACCAUCACCACCAACAUCACCACCACCACCAUCACUGCCACCACCACCAUCACCAUCACCACCACCACCAUCACCACCACCGCCACCAUCACCACCACCGCCACCAUCACCACCACCGCCACCAUCACCGACACCACCACCACCACCAACACCACCACCAUCACCACCAUCACCACCGCCAUCACCGCCAGCACCACCAUCACCACCGCCACCACCACCAUCACCACCACCAUCACCGCCACCACCACCAUCACCACCACCAUCACCACCACCAUCACCGCCACCACCACCAUCACCACCACCACCACCACCAUCACCACCACCACCACCGCCACCACCACCAUCACCACCACCAUCACCGCCACCACCACCAUCACCACCACCACCACCACCAUCACCACCACCACCACCACCACCAUCACCGCCACCAUCACCAUCACUGCCACCAUCACCAUCACCACCAUCACCGCCACCAUCACCACCAACAUCACCACCACCAUCACCACCAACAUCACCACCACCACCAUCACCACCAUCACCGCCACCAUCACCACCAACAUCACCACCACCGCCACCACCACCACCAUCACCACCACCGCCACCACCACCACCAUCACCGCCACCACCACCACCACCACCACCAUCACCGCCACCAUCACCAUCACCACCAUCACUGCCACCAUCACCGCCACCACCAUCACCGCCACCACCAACAUCACCACCACCAUCACCGCCACCAUCACCAUCACCACCACCAUCACCACCACCACCACCAUCACCGCCACCACCACCAUCACCACCACCGCCACCACCACCACCAUCACCGCCACCACCACCAUCACCACCAUCACCACCACCAUCACCACCACCACCAUCACCGCCACCACCACCAACAUCACCACCACCACCACCAUCACCACCAUCACCGCCACCAUCACCGCCACCGCCACCACCACCAUCACCUCCACCAUCACCAUCACCAUCAACAUCACCAUGACCACCACCACCACCAUCACUGUCACUACUACCACUGCCACCACCACCACCACCACCACCACCACCAUCACCACCACCGCCACCAGCACCACCAACAUCACCAUCACCAUCACCAUCAACAUCACCACCAUCACCACCACCACCACCAUCACCACCACCACCACCAUCACCGCCACCAUCACCGCCACCGCCACCACCACCAUCACCUCCACCAUCACCAUCAACAUCACCAUCACCAUCACCACCACCACCACCACCACCACCAUCACCACCACCACCACCACCAACAUCACCACCAACAUCACCACCAACAUCACCACCACCACCACCAUCACCACCACCACCACCAUCACCACCACUGCCACCACCAACAUCACCACGAACAUCACUACCAUCACCACCAUCAACAUCACCACCAACAUCACCACCAACAUCACCAUCAACAUCACCACCACCACCAAUACCACCACCACCAACAUCACCACCAUCACCACCAUCACCA
Messenger RNA from Neofelis nebulosa (Clouded leopard), 2594 nucleotides. Its product is annotated as basic proline-rich protein-like. The record is from RefSeq and is a predicted model, not a curated record. The annotation marks the transcript as partial. The transcript has a single exon. Lineage: Eukaryota; Metazoa; Chordata; Mammalia; Carnivora; Felidae.